Macaca mulatta (Rhesus monkey) is the source of this 5312-nucleotide messenger RNA. It is a transcript of the gene GCNT4, whose product is annotated as glucosaminyl (N-acetyl) transferase 4. The record is from RefSeq and is a predicted model, not a curated record. Gene Ontology annotation, molecular function: acetylglucosaminyltransferase activity. Lineage: Eukaryota; Metazoa; Chordata; Mammalia; Primates; Cercopithecidae. Gene Ontology annotation, cellular component: membrane.
UGAAAGUAAGUCUGUAAAACGAAUAUUAAAACACUUGCUCUUUGAGCACAGGGAGUUUUUAAAAAGGCGUGGGGGUUGGGGUAGACUCAAAGUCUCUCUACUGCUUUGGGCAGAUUCCAGAUUCUGAGAGUAAACUAUAUGGGGACGCAUGUGACACUCCCUCUUUGAGAUUCACUGGGUCCUAGGUCCUAGGUCCUACCGACCCAGCUCCCCAUCCAACAGCCAUGCACAUUGCAGGCCCUCAGUCAACACUGGUUGACCAAUGAAGUAAGGAACAAACCGACUGGGAUUGACUUGUCUGGUGCCACUCCCUGCCCUGAAAGGCAAGCCCUGGGAGCUCCCGGCCCCGAAAGGACGUGGAGCCUGGCGGGAGACUCCUGGAAGUGCGUGAAUAGCAAGCAGAGCGUGGCGCGCCCGCUUUACAAGGUUAGCAUAUUCACAAGAACCCGCUCGGAAGGCCGAGUCCUUGAUGGCCAAUUGAUUAAGUAGCUGUGUGCUUUCUUUCCAGUGCACUUAUUUGGUGAUCCCGAUUGGCGUCCGCACAGCCGCCACCCUCACCCUCGCUUAAGGAUAAAAAGCAAACCGAUUUGGCAUGUAGGCACCGUUUGAAAAACAACUUUGCACUCUAGUUAUUGGGCAAAAAGCUCCACCUUCCCACGCUGCUGAUAAUAUUUCUCGCGGCUGCGUGGGACACUCUUCGUCUUACCCAUGAGAGCGAGCUGCCUUCUGUCUGGUUGGGCGACUCCCGCAGGGCCCGAGCCUCCGCAGAGCCCGGAGUUCAGGGGAAAAAAGGAGCCGCAGAUAAUGAAGAUAUUCAAAUGUUAUUUUAAACAUACCCUACAGCAGAAAGUUUUCAUCCUGUUUUUAACCCUAUGGCUGCUCUCCUUGUUAAAGCUUCUAAACGUGAGAUGGCUCUUUCCGCAAAAAGACAUUUACUUGGUUGAGUACUCCCUAAGCACCUCGCCUUUUGUAAGAAACAGAUACACUCAUGUUAAGGAUGAAGUCAGGUAUGAAGUUAACUGUUCGGGUAUCUAUGAACAGGAGCCUUUGGAAAUUGGCAAGACUCUGGAAAUAAGAAGAAGGGACAUCAUUGACUUGGAGGAUGAUGAUGUUGUGGCAAUGACUAGUGACUGUGACAUUUAUCAGACUCUAAGAGGUUAUCCUCAAAAGCUUGUUUCAAAGGAAGAGAAAAGCUUCCCAAUAGCCUAUUCUUUGGUUGUCCACAAAGAUGCGAUUAUGGUUGAAAGGCUUAUCCAUGCUAUAUACAACCAGCACAAUAUUUACUGCAUCCAUUAUGAUCGUAAGGCACCUGAUUCCUUCAAAGCUGCCAUGAACAAUUUAGCUAAGUGCUUCUCCAAUAUUUUCAUUGCUUCCAAAUUAGAGGCUGUGGAAUAUGCCCACAUUUCCAGACUCCAAGCUGAUUUAAAUUGCUUGUCGGACCUUCUGAAGUCUUCAGUCCAGUGGAAAUAUGUUAUCAACCUGUGUGGGCAAGAUUUUCCCCUGAAGUCAAAUUUUGAAUUAGUGUCAGAGUUGAAAAAACUCAAUGGAGCAAAUAUGUUGGAGACAGUGAAACCCCCGAACAGUAAAUUGGAAAGAUUCACUUACCAUCAUGAACUCAGACGGGUACCUUAUGAGUAUGUGAAGCUACCAGUAAGGACAAACGUCUCCAAGGAAGCACCGCCCCAUAACAUUCAGAUAUUUGUUGGCAGUGCUUAUUUUGUUUUAAGUCAAGCAUUUGUUAAAUAUAUUUUCAACAACUCCGUCAUUCAAGACUUUUUUGCCUGGUCUAAAGACACAUACUCUCCUGAUGAGCACUUUUGGGCUACCUUGAUUCGGGUUCCAGGAAUACCUGGGGAGAUUUCCAGAUCAGCCCAGGAUGUGUCUGAUCUGCAGAGUAAGACCCGCCUUGUCAAGUGGAAUUACUACGAAGGCUUUUUCUAUCCCGGUUGUACUGGAUCUCACCUUCGAAGCGUGUGUAUUUAUGGAGCUGCAGAAUUAAGGUGGCUUAUCAAAGAUGGACAUUGGUUUGCUAAUAAAUUUGAUUCUAAAGUGGACCCUAUCUUGAUUAAAUGCUUGGCAGAAAAGCUUGAAGAACAACAGAGAGACUGGAUCACUUUGUCCUCAGAAAAGUUAUUUAUGGAUAGAAAUCUCACAACCACAUCAUGAUAGUAAAAUCAGGAUGGAAAUAAGAGGGUAUGUGAUAAAUUGAGUCAGUAUGGAAUUGAACACUAUACUAUGCCCAAUACUGUUUAAACUCAGUCCUCCCAUACUUUAAAAGGUGUCCAAAAUUCCAUGCACAAGGGAAAGUGAGCUAGCCAUUGAUGAUAUUAGCCUGCAGUUGGCUAGGUUUUUUUAAUGUUUGUUUUUGGUUGUAAUCUCACUGAGCUAAGUCAGAGAUCUUAAACAUUCAGUUAGUCCUCAAACAUUAUUGAGCACCUAACUGUAUGACAAGCACUUUUUUAGAGACUGUGGCUUAUCCUCAUCAUGGCAAUCUCGGUAUCUUUAAGUUCUCCACAUAACAGUCAGGAUUCUACUGAAGUGGUAAUCAUCCGAUCAUAUAAACCACCCAUUUCAGAGUAGUGUUUAAGUACUGUGACCAACACUCCACUUGUCUCUUAACUUACCUUCCAAGAUAUUUCUUAACCAUUAGAGCAGAGGAGGAAAGACUCACUACCUCAGAAAAAUCUCAAAGAAUAGUCCAAUUUCCUGCUUGCCAAAGCAUAAUCUGCCUUUUGGUGCAUUACUUGGUUAAUUCAGGGUUGAGGAGAUUGUUGGGGGGCAUUUAUAGUGUAUGAAAGUUAAGGAAGGGGGUGAGGAUAUGGGUUGGGACAGGUAGUACCUAAAGAGGAGCAAAGGGAUUUAUACAAUAUUUUUAUCAUGUUACAAAACAGUAUCAUGAAUGGCCUUUUUAGUUCAACUGUUUCUUUAAAAUGCAUUUACUGAUUAAAAAUAAGAACUGACCAAUAGCUCCAAGUGUCGCACACCAGAACAUUAAGCCUAAGUCUUCAAUUUGUAAGUUAUCAUUCUAGAUAAGUUUCUUUACAAUGGAAUCAUUAUAAUUCUGUUUUAUGGAACUAUCAAGCUAAGAGUCACUAAACUUUCUUGAAAAGGUUGUGUGAAAUAUGACAACUUUCUAAAUUAAUUGUUAGUCAUUUAAAAUUUUUUCUUCUCUGGCAACUGUCCAACUGGAAUCCAGAUUUAAAGUGAUGAAAGCUCUAAGUUUCUCGCAGUCUUUUUCUCAGCUUAGUUCCAGAGGAAAACAAAAAAACUAAUUUUCCUAAGGACACAGCAAGAAUAUUCAUUAAGGAUAUUUUCUAAACCCCACACUUAAGAAAACCACCAAAUGAGUUAUAUAUAUAUAUAUAUAUAUACACACACACACACACACAUACACACAUACAUACAUGUGUGUAAUGGAAUUGUUCUAAAAGUAAAAUGUGGUAGGAAUGGUGUUCUGAGAAUAGGCGAGAACAUUUUCACUAGUCUCUUGGGAAAUUGUAGAACUCAUGUAAAAAUUUCUUGGUCAUCAUAUGUCUCAAUGGCAGCCUCAGUAAAUAAAGAUGUAGCCUCAGAUAUUAAUUUAAAGAUGUAGUAAAUCAAGGCCAAAGUAGGACAAUUUGGAAGAUUUAAGUAUUACAUAUUUUGAAAUGUCUGUGUUCUAAAUGUGAAAUGCACUUUGCUCAUUUUAAAGUUCAUAAUACUAACUGCCAACUGACACCACUUCUUGUUGCCUUUCUUCUCUUGAACUCAUUUUUCUCCCUUUUUAUUUACCGCCUUCAAAUUACUUCAUUCUUCAGAAAUAACUAUUUCCAAGCCCCAUUCUUCAGAAUAAGUAAACAUUGUAUAGAGCUAAGUUCUGCAAAAGAUCCAUACCGGUUCACUCGUGUGUGACCAUGAACAGGUAAGUCACUUUGGUCUCUAUGAACCUCAGUUUUUCCAGAUAUUUGAAAUGAGCACUUGGAUGCCUAUCCUUGCUUCUUCCACACAAGUUUUGGGUUUUUUUUUUUGUGUGUGUGAGAAUCGAUUGAAAUAGUAUAUGAAGUGGUAUGAAAAUAGGUACAAACUAUUGACAUUUCAAUGUCAGAGCGUGAUACCUGUAGGAGUAUAAGGCAAACAAAGGUCCAACCCCAUUGAAAGACUUAAACAUUUACCUUUUCUGAAAAACUAUUGAAAUAUAAAAAGAGGCCCCAGUCACAGGGGCAACUUCUGUAACCAAAUCUAGAUCUGAGGAAACUCCUGUAACCCCAUUUAGGGUUUCUUUCUAAGCCAAUAGGGUUACAGGUUGGUACAGUGACUUACAUUGAGGAUUGGGCUACAGAUACUUUUCCCACCAUCUAGGAUGAAAUACAUGAGAUCCUGUUGAAAUCUUGGUUUUUAUGGCUUUGGUCAUCAGAAUAAACGUAAAUGCUGAAAAACAAAUAACCUCCUGAUCCAGUGUCUUGCCUGCUGGUGAGAACUUAUUGUAUCCCCUGUUUGUUGGGAAAUUUCCGAAGUUGUUCAUCACUUAAAUGCCAUAUUCAAAGGGAACAUGGAAGGAUGAAGCGGAGAAAGUGCCUUUGAGACAUUCACACAUUUCUCUGGACUCAGUCUGUUAACAUUUCAGGGAGCUUGUCAGAUCACACCUUUUUGCCUUGGAAAUCCUACAGAUUUCCUGUACGCCUUCAUAUCUGAUUCUUCCCUAAAACCUUUGGGUAUGAUUUCCUCCCUGGUCUUGAGAAUGUCCUGCAGUCUGUGUUUUAUAAUUAUUCUUCGUAUUUAUUGAAUCUAGACUUUAAGUUAUUCAGAGAUCAGACCAGAACCUUAGAGUUUCUAAAUUGUAUGUGGAUAUUAAACAAUAUUAAUAAUGAAAGAGCUACCAAAACAGUCUAUAUUGUGUGAACAAUCUCUUGUGAUAUUAGACAUAUUUAAAGACCAGUGUUGCUGCUAUUUUUAAUAUUUUGGUUAAUUUAAGUGAAAUGUACAUACUUAAAUUUGAAGAUUUAUCUUGCCUUUCAGAAUGUGAAGAUAUACUUGCAUAUAUUUUGACAUAUUUCAUGGAAAAUAAAAAUGAUAAUCCACUUUGUGAAUGUAAGUGAAUGUAUUCUUAUGUAUGUUAUUAUAAAUGAUUUUUGUUUGCAUUGAUGAUGAAACGAGAGUUUUUAUACAUUUAUAUUGACUGGUCUCUAAAUCUCCUACUAUGUUUUCUUAUCAUUUUUGAAAUACAGUUCCCAUUAUGAGAGUUUUAAAUAGAUUGGUGUUUCAUUUUGUAUUAUGCUACUAUUAGAUGUUGAUUCUCUGGUAUUGUAAAAUAAAAUAUGCUCCAAAAACCCAAA